AUGUACAUCAAACAGGUCAUUAUUCAAGGAUUUCGAAGUUACAGGGACCAAACUGUGGUUGAUCCUUUCAGUCCAAAGCAUAAUGUUAUUGUUGGAAGAAAUGGGUCUGGCAAAAGUAACUUCUUUUAUGCCAUCCAGUUUGUGCUUAGUGAUGAGUUCAGUCAUCUUCGGCCUGAGCAGCGCCUGGCCUUGCUCCAUGAAGGAACAGGUCCCAGAGUCAUUUCUGCCUUUGUGGAGAUCAUAUUUGACAACUCGGACAAUCGACUCCCGAUUGAUAAAGAAGAGGUCUCACUGCGCCGUGUCAUCGGGGCAAAGAAGGACCAGUAUUUCUUAGACAAAAAGAUGGUGACUAAAAACGAUGUCAUGAACCUCCUGGAAAGUGCUGGGUUCUCUCGCAGUAACCCCUACUACAUUGUCAAGCAGGGGAAGAUCAACCAAAUGGCAACAGCCCCUGAUUCCCAGCGACUGAAGCUGUUGAGAGAAGUGGCCGGAACUCGGGUUUACGAUGAGCGUAAAGAAGAGAGUAUUUCCCUCAUGAAGGAGACUGAGGGAAAGCGUGAAAAGAUCAACGAGCUGCUGAAGUACAUUGAGGAGCGUCUACACACUCUGGAGGAUGAGAAGGAGGAGCUCGCUCAGUACCAGAAGUGGGACAAGAUGAGGAGAGCUCUAGAGUACACCAUCUACAACCAGGAGCUCAACGAUACUCGAGCCAAACUGGACGAGCUCUCGAGCAAACGAGAGACAUGUGGAGACAAGUCCAGGCAGCUCCGUGAUGCUCAGCAAGACGCCAGAGAUAAAGUGGAGGAAACGGAGCGUGUUGUGCGAGAGUUGAAGUCCAAGAUUUCAGCCAUGAAGGAGGAGAAGGAGCAGCUCUCCGCCGAGCGCCAGGAGCAGAUCAAACAGAGGACCAAACUGGAGCUGAAGGCCAAGGACCUGCAGGACGAGCUGGCCGGGAACAGCGAACAGAGGAAACGCCUGUUAAAAGAACGACAGAAGCUUCUUGAAAAAAUUGAGGAAAAGCAAAAGGAGCUGCAGGAGACGGAGCCUAAAUUUAACAUGGUGAAAGAGAAGGAGGAGCGUGGCAUCUCCAGACUGGCUCAAGCGACACAGGAGAGGACAGACUUGUAUGCCAAGCAGGGACGAGGAAGUCAAUUCACCUCUAAGGAGGAGAGAGACAAGUGGAUCAAAAAGGAGUUGAAAUCUCUCGAUCAGGCCAUCAACGACAAAAAGAGGCAAAUCGCAGCCAUAAACAAAGACUUGGAGGACACGGAGACAAAUAAAGAGAAAAACCUGGAGCAGUACACCAAAUUGGACCAAGAUCUAAAUGAGGUCAAGACCCGUGUGGAGGAGUUGGACAAAAAGUACUACGAAGUGAAAAACAAAAAAGAUGAACUUCAAAGUGAACGAAAUUAUCUGUGGCGUGAGGAGAACGCCGAACAGCAGGCUUUAACUGCUAAACGUGAAGACCUGGAGAAGAAACAGCAGCUUCUUCGGGCCGCCACCGGAAAGGCUAUUCUUAACGGCAUUGACAGCAUCAACAAAGUCCUGGAGCAUUUCCGCCGUAAAGGCAUCAAUCCGCAUGUGAUCAGUGGUUACCAUGGCAUCGUCAUGAACAACUUUGAAUGUGAGCCGGCUUUCUACACCUGCGUUGAGGUGACCGCUGGAACCAGGCUCUUCUAUCACAUUGUUGAAACCGAUGAAGUUAGCACCAAAAUACUGAUGGAGUUCAACAAAAUGAACCUCCCUGGAGAGGUCACUUUCCUGCCUCUGAGCAAGUUGGAUGUUCGUGACACCGCUUACCCAGAGACAAAUGAUGCCAUUCCCAUGAUCAGCAAAUUGCGUUACAGCCAAAACUUUGACAAGGCUUUUAAGCAUGUUUUUGGGAAAACACUCAUUUGUCGAAGUAUGGAGGUUUCCACUCAGUUGGCCAGAGCUUUUACCAUGGAUUGCAUCACACUGGAGGGUGAUCAGGUGAGCCACAGAGGAGCUUUGACGGGAGGUUAUUACGACACACGAAAGUCUCGCCUUGAGCUGCAGAAGGACAUGAGAAAAGCUGAAGAGGAACUUGGUGAACUCGAAGCAAAACUCAACGAGAAUCUACGUAGAAACAUUGAACGUAUCAACAAUGAGAUUGAUCAACUAAUGAACCAGAUGCAGCAGAUAGAGACUCAGCAGAGGAAGUUCAAAGCAUCUAGAGACAGCAUCCUGUCCGAGAUGAAGAUGCUGAAGGAGAAGCGGCAGCAGUCGGAGAAAACCUUCAUGCCCAAGCAACGCAGUCUUCAAAGUCUGGAGGCCAGUCUUCAUGCGAUGGAGUCCACCAGAGAGUCCCUGAAGGCUGAACUGGGUACUGACCUUUUGUCUCAGCUCAGUCUGGAGGAUCAGAGGCGCGUAGACGCUCUUAAUGAUGAGAUCCGCCAGCUCCAGCAGGACAACAGACAAUUGCUGAAUGAGAGAAUCAAACUGGAGGGAAUCAUGACCAGAGUGGAGACUUAUCUCAAUGAAAAUCUACGCAAGCGUCUUGACCAAGUAGAACAGGAGUUGAAUGAAUUGAGAGAGACUGAAGGAGGGACAGUUCUGACAGCAACCACCUCAGAGCUGGACGGCAUCAACAAACGCGUCAAAGACACACUAGCUCGAUCAGACGAGCUGGACACAAUGAUUGACAAGACAGAGCUUGAAAUCAAGGACCACAUAAAAAGCAUGGAACGCUGGAAGAAUAUUGAGAAAGACCAGAAUGACGCCAUCAACCACGACACUAAAGAGCUGGAGAAGAUGACGAACCGACAGGGCAUGCUGCUCAAGAAGAAGGAGGAGUGCAUGAAGAAGAUCAGGGAGCUGGGCUCGCUGCCUCAAGAGGCCUUCGAGAAGUACCAGACCCUCACAAUCAAACAGCUUUUCCGUAAAUUGGAGCAAUGCAACACUGAGCUAAAGAAAUACAGUCACGUCAACAAAAAAGCUUUGGACCAGUUUGUGAACUUCUCCGAGCAAAAGGAAAAGUUAAUCAAACGUCAAGACGAGCUCGACCGCGGCUACAAAUCCAUCAUGGAGCUCAUGAACGUCCUGGAGCUGCGAAAGUACGAGGCCAUCCAGCUGACGUUUAAGCAGGUGUCCAAAAACUUCAGCGAGGUCUUUCAGAAGCUGGUGCCUGGAGGUAAAGCCACUCUGGUGAUGAAGAAGGGUGACGCAGAAGGCGGACAGUCCCAGGACGAGGAGGGCCAGGACAGUGAGAGGGGGUCCGGCUCCCAAAGCAGUGUCCCGUCGGUGGAUCAGUUCACAGGAGUUGGCAUCAGGGUGUCGUUCACUGGGAAACAGGGCGAGAUGAGAGAAAUGCAGCAGCUUUCGGGAGGUCAGAAGUCUCUGGUGGCUCUCGCUCUGAUUUUUGCCAUUCAGAAAUGUGACCCUGCUCCGUUCUACUUGUUUGAUGAGAUCGACCAGGCGCUUGACGCUCAGCACAGAAAGGCUGUAUCCGACAUGAUUGUUGAGCUGGCCGGCCAUGCCCAGUUCAUUACCACCACGUUCAGACCCGAGCUGCUGGAGUCGGCGGACAAGUUUUACGGAGUCAAAUUCCGAAACAAGGUGAGUCACAUCGACGUGAUCACAGCAGAGCAGGCUAAAGACUUUGUGGAGGACGACACCACCCACGGUUAA
Molecule: messenger RNA, 3648 nt
Organism: Knipowitschia caucasica
Lineage: Eukaryota; Metazoa; Chordata; Actinopteri; Gobiiformes; Gobiidae
Source: the annotation of a GenBank genome assembly